Molecule: messenger RNA, 963 nt
Organism: Sordaria macrospora k-hell
Lineage: Eukaryota; Fungi; Ascomycota; Sordariomycetes; Sordariales; Sordariaceae
Source: RefSeq, a predicted model, not a curated record
AUGGCCGCCACGCUCCCACGCCCGGCUGUCCUGCCGCACUCCGGCGGGUGUCAGUCGUGUUCAGCUUCAGACCGUCUUUCACUUCAAAUUAUCUCCUCUUCAUCAGCAGCAUCAAAAACUAGCGGCAACAACACCAGCACGGCGGGGAGCUUCGCCAGCAGUACGCCCACCAAUAACCCACCAACACCAAGUGGGGCCAAAUCACGACCGCCACCACUAUCACCACACAAGCAGAAGCAACAGCAGCAUGCCGAUUCCAACAUGUCGCAAAGCGUCAUCUUGGCCCAUUCGAGAGAGCUAGAGCCUCACCGUCCAGUUUCAACGUCGAUGCAAGAUAUCACCUGGUGUCCGAUGCAAGAAUCAUCGCAAUAUGAAGACGAUGUGACGACGUCUUCCCCCGAGCUGCUCGUAGCCGUAUGGCCGACAACAACAAUGACAACAACAUCACCAUCGACAGAUGGACGCAGCCGACAACCAACACAGAGUAUCAGCAUCAGCGAGUCUGUCGAGACGCCGUUUAUCCACAUCCCGCGGUGCAAAUUGUCAGUCACCAAUUUCGACGAUAUUCACCAGCCGUUACCAGCAGCAGGCAGAGGGGGUCCAUAUCCGGGACAUGGAAGCAUCAAGAUCGAGCAAGUGGCUCUGCCGCGGGCCGUGGUGCAGCAAUUCCUGUCUGGCGUCCGCCUGCCCAACGGGAUUGCUGGUAUGGAUGUUGACGUCGCCUUUCCUCGCCACUUUGACGACGCCGAUGAGUGGGUGCAGUCGCGGUGCAUCUUGUCGGACUUCUCCGAGCUGGACGAGGAAGAGGCGGCUCAGCUGUCGAGCGAGGAGAGGUUGUGCUGCUGGGGAAGCAUCGUGUUGACGAGGGACGGAGAUAAUGGAUGGGACUUGGGAUUCGUGAUGCACCGCGUGUUGACGCAACGGGAUCCUGUCAGCGGGACUUGUGGUUGUGGUCGUCGAUGA